CUCCAUAUAAAGACAGCUAACAACGCGAUCAAUGAACUUUCCAGAAAUUCUUUGUCCCGAGUUAUCGCUUCUCAUAUAAAAGGGUGCCCAUACGGACGCGUGCUACAUUGUGUUUUGUUGCAACGUACUUUAUAUAUUUUUGUGUGUGUACCGGUGAUUAGAAAUAGACUGAAAAUAUGGAUUUCAUGCCGAUUUACUACCGCCCAAUGUCUGCACAACAGCAGACCGGCUCCUUUCGCGACCUCCUUAGGCAUAUGAUGCAUGAGGAGAUGUCUGGAAUACCCCAAACUCAACAGCACCCGGCUUUGCACCACAGACGUCGAGACAUACCCGAGAAAUGGAGCAAAACUAUUCGCCUGGACCACUACCACCCCGACGAAGUGAAAGUCGUCGUUAAGGAUGGCACCGUCCGGAUCCAUGCUAAACACCUUGGUGGGGAUGAGCUUAAUAGCGAUGUCCGAGAAUCCACCCGUACCAUCAGAAUUCCCGAGGGUGUGGACCAAAGUAAGGUCCAUUGUUACAUGAGUAACGAGAACCAUUACACGGUAGAGGGACCAUUUUUGCCUGAUGAGGAUGAGGAAAUGGAGGUCAAAUUGGAGAAUGUACCCGCCAUUACGGAUGGGAGUGAAGAGGACAUGCAGGUCGCAGAGCAGGGUCCGUACCAAGAAAAUCUGGAUCUAUCCGUGUUUGAUCCCAAUAGUAUAAACAUUACCCGUAAAAAGAACGUCGUCUGCAUUUCUGCUGAAGAGGCGAAGGAUGAAGAUGGCAUUAAAGUUCACAGGUCAUUCCGCAAGGCGUUCACUCUCCCCGAGGGUGUCGAUUACAAACAGGUCAAGGCCGCUCGAGGUAGAGAUGGGAAAAUCGCUAUUAUGGCACCUAAAAUGGAUAGUUAAUUAAAGAGGAACAUUAAAUAUCGUGAAAUUCAGAAAU
This is a messenger RNA of Saccostrea cuccullata (small rock oyster), 930 nucleotides long. RefSeq lists its product as uncharacterized. The transcript has a single exon. The coding region runs from base 177 to 893 and encodes 238 amino acids. Lineage: Eukaryota; Metazoa; Mollusca; Bivalvia; Ostreida; Ostreidae. The record is from RefSeq and is a predicted model, not a curated record.